This is a messenger RNA of Xyrichtys novacula (pearly razorfish), 5068 nucleotides long. NCBI's taxonomy places the organism in Eukaryota, Metazoa, Chordata, Actinopteri, Labriformes, Labridae. The record is from the annotation of a GenBank genome assembly.
GCUUUGCCCUUCUCCUGUUCUAAUGGGGGUUUAAGUACAAGCCUUUAUGGCCGAUAAUGUAGAGUAAUGGUGAAAAGUCUGAGAGAGCUGAAGUCUGGCAGACAGAUCCAUGUGUAGGCAGCAAUCUAGCAGGCACUUUGCCCUGGACCCUAUGCUUUCCUGUCAGUUUGGAGUUUCACAAGUGUCAAUUAGGAAACAUCAAUAUUUAAUAUGACCUGUAGCCCUGUAUUUGCACACAUAACCAAUUAUUUCUAUGGUACCUUGAGAAAAUACGCUCUUGGACCUGUCCCCCUCACACGCACUGGGAUGUCCUGCCAAGAGUGUAUGUCUUCUGUAAUGUUUCAAUCUAAACCUUAAAUGUGUUGUUGACUUUGCAUGUGUCACUUAUCUAUAACGAGGGGAAACCGUUUGGAUGUGUUUUAGGUCCCUUAGGGGACUGCAGGGACUUGUGGGAAGAUGACCUGAUUUCUAAUUUUCUCCUCUCCUGCCUGGGCUGAGGGCUAGUCGCUGCAACAAACAGAGAAGCCCGUGAAAGGAGUGUGUCAGUAUGAGCUGCCCUGAAUCUGUUUGGAAUACGGCCUCCCUAUUCACAUAAAGCUGGAUUUUCAUUGAUAUUUUGCAUGGACGAAGGCGUGACUUUGAUAGUCCUUCAGUAGAUUCAGGUAAGUGGAAACGCUCCUUAUAACUCACCACCUCUACAGCCUUACCUUUAGUGUGAUGUAGAUAACUUGUAUCGCAUUUGCUCUGUCUCUCGUCAUUGGUGUCCCAGCUGAUAAACACAGCGCGGGACUCGAAGAAGAGAUAGGUGCACAGUUUAAAAGAAAAUGAUAGUGUCUUGGGGUUAAAAUCCUAUCAAAUACGCCUGAAAGAAAAUAACUAGAAGCGUCCUGGUGUAUUCAUCGAAGUAACCACUGUUUUUUUCUGUGUAGUAGGCUAGCGUAUGCCCCAAAGCUGAUAAAAAACAGUCAAGAUUAAUUGAGGUAAAUGUGCGCAGUGAGACGGCGUCAUCAGAUCAGAUGGUCGGUUAUUUUAGGGCCUCAGAACAAGGUCGCUUUCCAGAUUAUCACUCAAAGGGCUUUUUCCAUCAGAGAGAGGAAGUCAGGACUACUUUGAUCAUUUUGAUUCAUUUCUUCUAGUUUGUUGAAUUUGAAACUUGUAGUAUUACUGAACUGAGAACUAUCAACCAAAUUAAAAACGAAACGAAUUGUAUUUAACACUUUUUUAUUGCUUGCUUUCAGGUAAUAUACUUAAUUGGACUUGAAUAUCACCUACAAUCAUUUCCUGUCCAUUGCCUUUUGUGUCUUUUUUAUUAUUAUGAUCAUUUUAUUUAUUAUGUAAAGAAUUGUAAAGAAAGUGCUCUCCUUUAUUUCUCUGCUCCUCUAUUCAGGUGAGCAGCCAUGGCUAACCUGCAGCAGGAAUACCCAGGGGUCCUUCUGGGCAUCCUGGAGGAACUGGCCAACAUGCGCCAAUGGCUGACUUUUCAGGAUCUCUGCCGCAUGGUCAGCACUCGCUUUGAUCUGGAGCACCUCAUCGAGCUCAGGAGUUUGUUGUUUGCUGCUGCCAGCCAGGACCCCUGUUUCCCAGCUACCCUCUUCAGGGACCGGGUUUCGACCAGAGGCCAAGGGCUUUCACCCAUAGGGGUCGCUGCUGACAUUGUAACUAUCUUCAAUCUCAUUCAGAUGACAGGUGGGGCUCAAGAUGAAAGCCAACCAAUGAGAGCACAGACAGUUCUUCCAGUCGACCAAUCCCCAGGCCCCAGUCUGCCUGGAAUCUAUCAGCUGAAUAUCACUGGUCGAGACAGAGCACGAGCCCACUCUGACUCCAGUGACAGGCCUAUCGACCAGCACUUGUUGUUUCCAAGACCAAGCUACUCAGCCCGUAAGAGAGCAAGUCUUCCCCCUGAUCCAAUUUCUCUUGUGUCUCCUCCUCCAAUCAGAGCGAGGGCUGUAUCUUUUGACUUGCCUCACACAACACUCCUGUACCCUAGUGGUCAAAUCCCUAACGAAGUAAUGAAGAAUAUCUACCUGCCUCUAGAAACAGACAGUGAGUCAAGUGGAGAUUCUGCACCCAUGGAGGUGUUUGAAGAUGAACAAGGAUCAUCUGUCGACCAGAAGAGAAACAUCUUCAGGAAGGACUUCCAUAACCAACCACCUCUGAUACCCCAGGUGACUGUUAGCAGUGAGUCUCCAAGUCCCAAUAAGGCGAAAGGAUUUGAUAAUCACAGCUUUGAAGCAAUCCCAAAUCCGUACCCGUCACCUACGGUAAUCCAACAAACACCAGAGCAGCGGGCUAAACAUGAGAGCCUUGAUGACCUACAGGACUCAACUUACUUUGGACCUGGGUCAAUCCCAGAGUGGUCCCCUCGACACCUUCAACCUCCCAGAACCAAGAAGGCCAUUUGGAGCAACAAGAGUCACAGCCUUGAGGACCGGAUAGGCUCAGGCAGUGUUGGAAUGGGAAUGGAGUCGCAAGGGGGGCAACUUCCAAGGCGAUCAACCCCAGCGAUCAGCAAUUUGCGGGGGUUGUCAAUGGGUGAGACUUUGGAUAGUGAAUUUCCAAGAGCAAGUGACGGGGUCAAGGCUAAGGGAACCCAGACAGACCCACCAGAUACCCGGCGACUUCGCAGCCUGGUCCAUGCAGAUCGCCUCUCUUUCAUGACCUCAUUAGAUGACCCUGAGUUUGGUGAGGAUGACAUCAGUGCCAUCUUUCGCUUUUUAGACGAUAUAAGUAUGUGUGGCUCCACGGGGGUCCUGCACCCCAGUGACGGCUCAGCAGCUAUUAAUCAGGACACUCCUGAGGCCAGGCGUGGACGCCUGGGUCAACUCCAAAGACUCUUUCACUCACUAGAAAGCAGUGACGAUGGACUCAAAGCCAGUGUCUGUAAGCUGCUGCUCCGUAUGAGCCAGAUUGAAAGACAGCUGGAGUCCCUGAAUGAUGUAAAGGCUGAGAUCUCUCAGGUGCUGUCCGCUCUGCAGCGACUAGAUGACAAGAUCCAGCAGCCGCUUAAUGCUGGCGGACAGAAUACUGGUGGGCGAUGGCUGGAGCCUCUCAGUGGUGUUUCCUCUUUUAUGAGUCACCCACUUACCCCCUCAGAGUCGUCAGAGCCCCAGCCGCUGUCUGCUUCUGGGCAUUUAUUUCCAGCAACUAGCACUAGUAGUCUUGACUGGAGCCGGUGGAACACUCCCGCAGAGCAAACAGAAAGCAGCAAGGCUCAGGUUGAUUCAAAGGGGAGGAAAGAAGGAAAGAAGGAUGCAUCAUCACGUCGUGCCUCCAAAACCCAGCCUGAAGAGAAGAGUGUGUCUGAAUCCAAACAGCUGCAUGUUACCAAUUCUGCAAGAGACUGGACGGUAUCAUUCUCAAAGAGUAAAGAUGGCAAACCCUUACAUGGACAGGUAGAGUAAUUAUGCUGUUUCUCUUUUUAGUCUGUGAUGCAGGAAAAUAGUUUUCUUGAUGAGGGGCAAUAUUUCUCACCAGUAAUCAUCAGUCCUUAAACAAAUUUACCUGAAACUCAUUUGGAAGGCAAUAUCUAAGUCCUUGCAUUACAUAAAUUUCCAUGCUUUGGAAGCUCAAACUAUGCAGCCGCUCUGUGGUUGGCUGGGUAGACAUAUCAAUUAUGUGGUUGACAAGCUAAUCAGGCCAAUUUGUGGAGUAAUGCUUUAAUUAAACCCUCUCUAGUCAGGGUUUCAAAGAAACACAGCUCAUCCAUUAAAAUCCCAAUGGUAGAAGGUUAUUUUUUUAUUGAUGCAACUACUAAUAAAUGCCUUGCUUGAUCUGACAACAUUUUUAAGGUCAGCUACUUUCAUUAAUACAGUUCAUCAUAGAUUACAUUUAUUUCUUUCUCUUUUCUCCUAGGCAGAUCAGUCAAGCAGCACAACAAACCUACUCGCCAAAAAGUCCUCCAACCUAGUGGAACAAGUAUUCAAUUCAUCCUUGUUCCGCCAAAAAGACAGCAGCCUGACAGGUGGGCUGACCUCUGGAAAGAUCAUAGACCCCAGACUGGCUGAGGGGAGGGGAAGACCCAUUUGGACUGUAGAUGACAGGGAGGCACGAAUCUCCCCUCUGGACUUACAGGUAAGAUUUUCUCACACUUAGUAUGAGUGUUUCAUAAAUACUUUAUCACGCUUUGGUUCGUGUUCUAUCUUUUGUAUAAAGUCAGGGGUUACGCGAGUACUUAACAUUUCACUUAAAAUCUUAAUCUUGCCCAGGUUCAAUUUUAUAUGAGGCUGUAUAGGCUUUAAAAAUCUUGAUCAUGUUCCUCAGGGACAGGAGUCUCUGAACCCCAACAACAUGGAGUUCUGGAUGGACGACAUCUAUACACCAGGCUAUGACGGUCUGCUGAGGCGUAAGGAGGCUGACCUCCGCCGGGCAAAAUACUGCAAGCUGAUAGCACUCAUUGCUAUUGUAGUGAUCAUCAUUCUCAUAAUCGUCAUUCCUGUUUGCACCAUGGCAACAUGAGAACCCAUACAGUGAGCCUAGUUUUUUUUUUUCUUUUUUUUGCCUGUUUUCAUUUUAUAUUGUGAACUGUCAGUAAUCAGCAGCUGUGCUGUACCCAGGAGCUUGAGUAGAUGAGCAACUAAAAUAUUUGGCCCAGUAAAACUGGACGUUAGAGUAAACAAAGGGACUCAAAGCUACUUAAAAUUACAUUCUCUUUCUGAAUCAAAUGAAAUUGUGAGUAGUAUUUAAUGCAGUUGUAUCUUUUAUUUCCCAUCCUUUAUUUUAUGUCACAGAUGUUUUUAAACCAUUUAAAAUUAUAUCUGCAGAGUUAUGCUGUUACUAUUAAGUAAUACUGAGCCAAUACAAAAGUGUCAACUUCCCUUCUUUUCAUUUUGUCUGCUCUUUUCCGGAGAAAAAUCACUUUAUCAUAUUCUUUUUUUAAUCAUCUGCUGCCUGAAGCACUGCCUGUUUGACUCUUGCUGACUUCUUAGUGAUUCUUUUCAAACAAAACAGAGCUUUUUACACAUCAGUGUAAGGUAAUCCUUUUACUAGUCCAUAAUUGUUUCACUAAAAACAUUUUAUAACUACAAUAGAAAUGGAUUCUGUGAAUAGGAGAGAUAACAUACUGGCCCAA